Messenger RNA from Danio rerio (zebrafish), 1897 nucleotides. The record is from RefSeq and is a predicted model, not a curated record. NCBI's taxonomy places the organism in Eukaryota, Metazoa, Chordata, Actinopteri, Cypriniformes, Danionidae.
AGAUUGUUUCUUGCCUUUGACUACAGCGUGUGCCGUCUGAUCCAUAUACUUUGUUGCUCACGAUGUUGUUAAACACGCCGUUGAAAAGCCUCAAUGUUCCAGUUAUCACCUCACUUCCUGUAUAGAGUUUAGUAAUUCUGACUUUCGGAUCUUUUCGGGCGACGGGACCUGGUACUUCUCAAAAGCCCGAAUCCUCGGACCGCAGGCCCCGAUCCAGGCGAGGCCAUGGCAGACUUUUCGCUUGCAGACGCAAUCCCAGAUGAUGUUCCUAGUGAAGCAUCAAAAAAUAAGCACACCAAUCCAUCAGCUCCUGGAAAUGGAGCUCCCCCACCCACUAAUCCUGGCUGGCCUGGUGCAGCCCCUGGCGGCCCUCAUUUCCCACCUUCUGGAGGCCCUGUCCAACCUGCUGGCUUCCCCCAGACCUGGCCAUCUGCCCCUGGAUCCUUUCCUCCUGGCCCAGGAGCCCCAGGCCAGUUCCCUGGAGCCCCUGCUGCCCCAGGCCAGUUCCCUGGAGCCCCAGCUGCCCCAGGCGGAUACCCACCAGGACCGGGCGUACCAGGACAGUUCCCUCCUAACCCUGGAGCUCCAGGACAGUUCCCCUCUAUGCCAGGUCAGUUCCCACCAGGUGGGGCACCCAUGCCAUAUCCUGUUCCUGGACAAUUCCCCUCCCCACCUGGGGCUCCACAGGGUCCCAAUCCAAACGUGCCUUACCCACCAGGUCCAUCCGGACCUGGCAUGUACGGCCCCGGAGGCCCUGGUGCCUUUCCACCAGAUGGAGGUCCAGGAUAUGGAGGAGGAAUGUUUCCUCCAGUACCACCAGGAUCUUGGGGACAACCAGGAGGAGGCUUUCCUGCUCACCCAGGCCCACCAGGAGGCUACGGUCCCGGGCCCAUGGGACCAUACGGAGGACCUGCAGCUCCAGGUGGAAUGCCAUUGCCGUAUGAUCUCCCACUGCGCGCUGGGAUUAUGCCACACCUGCUCAUCACCAUAGUGGGUGAACCAAUAAUAGGAGGAGACAGGUUCCAUGUAGACUUUAUGAGGGGGCAUGAAGUGGUUUUCCACUUUAACCCUCGCUUCCACGAGAACACCGUCGUACGAAAUUCACAGCUCGGGGGUCUCUGGGGUCCUGAGGAGAGGGAAGGAGGAUUUCCCUUUGUGCAGGGCAGACAGUUUGAGCUGAAGAUCCUGGUGGAGACAGACGGGUUUAAGGUGGCUGUGGACGGUGUUCACCUGCUGGAGUUUGAGCACAGGACAGGCGGGAUGGAGGACGUCACUCGUCUGCGCAUAGAUGGAGACGUGACUCUGUUCAGCGCAGCUCCCAGCAUGAUCUAACACACACACACAAACACACACACAGCAGCUCAGUAGUGUGGAGGUGACACACUAAAUCAUUGGUAAACAUGGGAAAAUAUCAGUUAUGUCUGAAAGAGUGAACAUUUCUAGCAGUUCCUGCAUCUCUAAUGCAGUUUAGUCAAACACAUGAUGGGCACAUGAUCUAAACAAAUGAAUUACUGUAGAGAUAUAGAAGAUGUUUUGACUCUUCUGAGAGGACGCUGUUAUUAUCACUCUGUUUGUCCUUAUUCUCUCACCCUUCAGAGUGCAUUCUACUAGUUACCCUUUUUGCAUGUAUACCGGAACAUGACUGAUUUAGUGAAAAUCAAAUGUGUACUGAUGCCCGCGGGGGCCCAUAAACUCUAAUUCAGGAAACUUCAGAGCAGAGCUGCGACACUGAGCUGGAAAACAGCAGAUCUAAAUGGCUGAAUAUUCUUUUGUUUGGAAUGAAUGUUGGAAAAUGUUUAUUAUUCUAAGGAAAAUCAUUGAGAUGAUGGAGGGAAGCAAAUUAUUUUGUCCAAACGAAUGCUGUAUUACCCUGAUUAAAAUGUGCUUGGACAUAAUA